CCUGGUUGUUUGAUUGGCACAGUGUUCUCAGCAGUCUGCUGCGGGACCAGGACAGACAGCUGAAAGGGGGGGGGAUGAUCUGAAUGUCCGACCGGGACAAUCGGUCGAUCGCCGUGAACUCACGCGCACGACUCAUAGAUCUUCGCCGUGUACUGAUGAGCAGCCUGUAGGACUGGACUGCACCAACUGUCACAGAUUUUUUUAGUGCCUCAGCAGUGCACUGGUGGUUUACCAGUGGUUUGCCUUCACAUACUUGUGGCAGUUGCAGAAAAGAAGAAAGUAGGAGGACCUGGCUAUGGUCACAACUAUGGACGAUCCCUGUCAGAAUGGGGUACAGGAGGAGCGGAUGCCCUCAGGACAACCUGCAGCAGAGAGGCCCACAGCUGUGCAGUCCUCUCAGGGAGCAGAGAUGUCUGGAGCCAUGCAGCAGGUGGAGGAUAAUGUGAGCGAGGGUCCCACUUCUGCUGGUGUGAAAAACAUCGACUUGCUUUUUCUCCGCGGCAUCAUGGAAAGUCCAAUUGUACGCUCCCAUCCUCAGGCUCAGGAGCAGCAGGAGGAUGUGAAGCUGGAAGCGGUGCAGGACAACAACAUGGAGCUGGUGACAGAGAUCCUGGGCGACAUCAGUAACCUCAAGGUGAAAGAUGACAGCACGACUGAACUGUCCAGGAUCCUCAAGGAGCCACAUUUCCAGUCCCUUUUGGAGGCACAUGACAUGGUGGCAUCAAAAUGCUAUGAAGUACCUCCGCCACCUGAGAUGGGCAACGAUGCAGCGGUAAAUAGCGCGCUAAUGCAGGCCGAUGCCGUCCGCAUGAUUGGCAUACGAAAGAAGGCCGGUGAACCGUUGGGUGUUACUUUUCGUGUGGAGAAAGAUGACCUGGUCAUCGCCAGGAUCCUCCAUGGCGGUAUGAUUGACAGACAGGGCCUGCUCCACGUGGGUGACAUCAUUAAAGAGGUGAAUGGCAAGGAUGUCGGCAACAACCCCACAGAGCUGCAGGAGAUGCUGAAAAACUGCAGCGGAGGGAUCACGCUGAAGAUCCUCCCCAGCUACAGGGAUGCUCCUGCACCUCCACAGGUGCAUGUGCGGCCCUAUUUUGACUACGAUCCGGCCAGUGACAACCUGAUCCCGUGUCGAGAGGCAGGAAUGGCCUUUAAGAGAGGUGACAUCCUUCAAAUUGUCAACAGAGAGGAUCCCAACUGGUGGCAGGCGUGUCAUGUAGUGGGUGGUGCCACAGGACUAAUACCGAGUCAGUUCUUGGAGGAGAAGAGAAAAGCAUUUGUCCCUAGAGAGUUUGAUGGAUCAGGAAUCCUCUGUGGCACCUUAGCUGGGAAAAAGAAGAAGAAGAUGAUGUAUUUAACCGCCAAGAAUGCAGAGUUUGACAGACACGAGUUGCAGAUCUAUGAGGAAGUAGCCAAAGUCCCUCCAUUCCAGAGGAAGACGCUGGUCCUGAUUGGUGCUCAGGGGGUGGGCCGUCGCAGCCUGAAGAACCGACUGAUGGUCCUCCACGCCACACGCUUUGGCACCACCAUACCAUAUACCUCACGGAGGCCCCGUGAUGAAGAGCUAAUGGGCAACACUUACCAUUUUACCUCACGGACGGAGAUGGAGGCGGACGUGAAGGCUGGCCGAUUCCUGGAACACGGCGAGUACGACGGCAACCUGUACGGCACAAAGAUCGACUCCAUCCAUGAGGUGGUUGCCGCGGGACGCACCUGCAUCCUGGAUGUUAACCCCCAGGCCCUGAAGGUACUCAGGACGGCAGAGUUCAUGCCCUAUGUGGUUUUCAUUGCAGCGCCUGAUUUUGACAUACUCAAGGCCAUGCACAAAGCUGUGGUGGAUGCAGGCCUCACAACAAAACAGCUCACUGACGUGGACCUGAGGAAGACGGUGGAUGAGAGCGCCCGUAUCCAGAGGGCUUACAACCACUACUUCGACCUGACCAUUAUCAACGACAACCUGGACAAAGCCUUUGAGACGUUACAGGCCGCCGUGGACAAACUGUGCACUGAGCCUCAGUGGGUCCCAGUGAACUGGGUGUAUUAAGGACCAGAACCUGUGCUUCCACAAACCAUUGCUAGCCGAUCUUAUGCGUUUUCUGACCAAAAAUGGCGAAUGAAGAGGACAUGAGGGAGGAGAUACUACUGAAUAAUAUUGAUAAUAUCUAAUUGCUCUUUCUCCUCCUAGACCUGCACACUGUGCAACUCCUUUUCUACUCCAAACUCAAAGGGAAAGAGUGCUUAUGUAUUUUAUAACUUUUUUUAAUGAAAAAUCUUUAUAUCCCACGUGGAAUAAAACUGCUAAUUAUUCAAACAUAUUGUCAUGUAUUUGGGCCAGCUUGUUUUCCAUUUAAUUUAUUGUUGUAGUUCUUAGUCUUGUAAAUGGUUUUAUAUUGCCAGUUCUCCUUCCAUUACAUGCAGGAUUCCUCGGGACCAAAGUCCCCAGGAUGAAAUGGACCUUUGAGCAGUUAUUGCCACAUCUGGACAACUGUAGCUGUUUCUUUCUCCACCGAAAUUCUCUUUUUUUAAGUAGGUGGACCUCAAAUCAUCAGUCCACGUCCUCCAGCUGGAUCAAGGGUACAAACUACUCCAGCAGUUAAGAAGGAAAAAACAUUUUUUGACUUCCCUUUACAAAGGUCAAACACUUCAUUUUGUCUAGUUAUGUGUCAAGAUUUUCUUUUCUAUCAGUGUGGUGAUUAAUAGCGUGUAGAAUUGAAUCAGACCUGAUCUUCAUCUUUAUUUUUUUUUUUAAUCUGAAGCGUGUCACUUUGUAAUUACCCAGUGUCUUCACAAGCCAACCUGUUCUUGUUGUAUUUUUGUAAAUGUGGCUCAUUCUGUCCUUAUGUGUCACUAAAUGUCAGCGCUCCUUACUAAACCCCCAAAAUCUGACAAACUGGUUCAAAGUCAAAUUCUACUCGCAUCCAGCGAAGCCAAACCAGGUCAACUGUAGCAUUAUACUUCCACAUCUCCAUAUUUAAAUAUUAAAACAACAAAUUAAACUUUUUUUAGGAAUUUUCCUGCACUUUAGGUAAGAGAUAAAUUACCUCAUUGUUUUACAGUAACACUUUGCAUCAGUCUUGCUGCAUGAUUGAAAGGUCCCCACAUCGACCCAUUGUGUUUGUUUUUACAGUUUUAUUAGUAAAGUUCUACUUAAUAAAACUUAUUAAAUCUUAA
Molecule: messenger RNA, 3168 nt
Organism: Girardinichthys multiradiatus
Lineage: Eukaryota; Metazoa; Chordata; Actinopteri; Cyprinodontiformes; Goodeidae
Gene: pals2b
Product: protein associated with LIN7 2, MAGUK p55 family member b
Exons: 14
Coding region: 296-2041 (581 amino acids)
Cellular component (GO): plasma membrane; cell-cell junction
Molecular function (GO): protein binding
Source: RefSeq, a predicted model, not a curated record